AUUUAUUAGAUUGGGCUUAAAAGUCCACCACUACACUUUCAUAGCUUAAAACUGACCUUAUUCACGAGGCAAGAACCACUCUUUCUGGUCUCCGCGUUAUUCUCUAUCUCUCUCUCCUCUUUCUCUCUCUAGAAACCAGAGCAGGAAAAACAAAACAUUCUAUCGAGAAGAAAACUCACUCACAGUCAGAAAAUGGCUUCUCUUUUCAUAUCUACGACGACUUGGGACUCCAAAUUUACUACUUACAUCACUUUGUUCGUUUUUCUGCUUUCUUCUUCUAUCUUCAUUUCAACAGAAGCCUAUGAUGCACUUGACCCGAAUGGAAAUAUUACAAUCAAAUGGGACAUCAUGUCCUGGACCGCUGAUGGCUAUGUUGCUACUGUUACACUUUACAACUUCCAGCAAUACCGUCACAUCGAAGCCCCAGGAUGGCAACUGGGGUGGACAUGGACAAAGAAGGAGGUUAUAUGGAACAUGGUGGGAGGCCAAGCCACAGAGCAAGGAGAUUGCUCGAAAUUCAAAGGGAAUAUCCCACAUUGCUGCAAGAAGAACCCGACAGUCGUCGAUUUAUUGCCUGGGACUUCUUACAAUCAACAGGUUGCAAAUUGCUGCAAAGGGGGAGUGCUCAGUUCAUGGGCGCAAGAUCCAGCUAACGCUGUAGGCUCAUUCCAGAUAAGUGUUGGUAGCUCAGGAACAACCAACAAGACAGUCAGGGCGCCGAAAAACGUGACUCUCAAAGCACCGGGGCCUGGCUAUACUUGUGGACGUGCAAGCAUUGUCAAGCCCAGCAGAUUCACUACCUCGGAUAAACGGAGAGUCACACAAGCUUUGAUGACAUGGAACAUUACUUGUACAUAUUCACAAUUUCUGGCUUCCAAAACCCCAACCUGCUGUGUUUCUCUCUCAUCGUUUUACAAUGAUACAAUAGUUUCCUGCCCUACUUGUUCAUGUGGCUGUAAAAGUAACACGACGGGAGGCUGUGUGGAGGGGAAGUCGCCACAUAUAGCUUCAGUUGUCCAAGGUUCUAACAGGAAUGCUAUUACACCUCUGGUGCAAUGUACCAGUCAUAUGUGCCCUAUCCGAGUUCACUGGCAUGUUAAAGUAAACUACAAGGAAUAUUGGCGGGUAAAGGUCACGAUUACAAACUUCAACUACGCGUCAAACUACUCGCAAUGGAACUUAGUCGUCCAACACCCCAACUUUGAAAAUCUGACCCAGAUUUUCAGUUUUAAGUACAAGUCAUUAACACCUUAUGCAUCGAUAAAUGAUACUGGCAUGCUAUGGGGGAUAAAGUUCUACAAUGAUUUGCUCAUGCAAGCUGGACCUAAGGGCAACGUGCAGUCGGAGCUUCUCUUCCGGAAGGAUAAAUCGACUUUUAGUUUUGAGAAAGGUUGGGCUUUCCCUCAAAGGAUUUAUUUCAAUGGUGAUAAUUGUGUCAUGCCACCCCCCGACGCCUAUCCAAUGUUGCCAAACGCCGGCUCAAGAAAGUACAUCUCGCUGCUCACUUUAUUCAUAACUUCCAUAUUGACAUUCGCAUUCAUAUAUGCGUUUGCUUAAGUCAGUGUUCUUGUAAAUGUGUAAGUAAUUAAAUUCUCAAGCGGACUAGUUCACCCCGAUAGUUCGGUCUAGCAACCGAGUUGUUCUUGAACAUGGGUGAUUUGAAUUUUGAACCAAAUAUUUAAUGAAUUGAGGUGGUGCUGAUCUUAAUUCCUUGUAGCUUCAUGGAUGGUGAAUUCACUGCCAUUUUGUUACUCGUAGUUUUUGUUUUGUAUAUGUAACAGAUACAAGGAUAAAUAACAAUUAAUGUGAGUUGGGGUUUUGAUAGUACA
Morus notabilis is the source of this 1829-nucleotide messenger RNA. RefSeq names its product COBRA-like protein 1. Gene Ontology annotation, biological process: cellulose microfibril organization; plant-type cell wall cellulose biosynthetic process. The transcript has 6 exons. Gene Ontology annotation, cellular component: plasma membrane. The record is from RefSeq and is a predicted model, not a curated record. Lineage: Eukaryota; Viridiplantae; Streptophyta; Magnoliopsida; Rosales; Moraceae. The coding region runs from base 193 to 1557 and encodes 454 amino acids.